This is a messenger RNA of Paramecium tetraurelia, 1073 nucleotides long. RefSeq lists its product as uncharacterized. NCBI's taxonomy places the organism in Eukaryota, Ciliophora, Oligohymenophorea, Peniculida, Parameciidae. The record is from RefSeq and is a predicted model, not a curated record. The transcript is spliced from 2 exons.
AUGAAUUCGCUUAUCUUUCCUAGUUCUCUUAUCCUCCCUCAUUCCCAGGAUACUCUAUUGAUUGCUUUCCUGAUAAUGAAGUCAUACAUCACCACAAAUACAAAAAAGGCAAGAAGACCAAGUAAACCUUCAAUCACUAUACCAAGAAAUACUGAUUCUCAAGGAUUACUUCCAAAAACCCUUGAGUUCGCAAAACAACAAAUCGAAGAGUCUGCCCCUCCUUCUCUAAUUUAAAAAGAUCAAAUGUACUUCAUUCCACUACUUAUACAUAGUCCCAAAUAAAUCACUCCUUACUCUAUUUUCCAUUGUCUACAAGGAGCUCCUAUCCCUAAAUUACAAUCUGACAUCAUUUCAAAUUAGGAAGCACAAGGGUCAUAGGAAGGCUCCCAGCAAACCUAAAAGCAAAAGGGGCAACAUCAAUUGACUAAGAAACCAAAAAAAGAAAACAUUAACACUGGACACUGGUCCACAGAAGAGCAUACAACUUACAUAGGCUUUCUUCAAUAGUAUGAAAGUAUUAUGACUUCUUCUAUGAUGAAAAAAACCUCGAAAAUAUUCAAAUAAAUGAGCGAACUUAUUGGAACGAGAACUCCUAGCCAAUGCAGAAGCCAUCAUCAAAAAUUUAAUCCCUAUGCUUUGAGGGGUGAAAAUGGAAAGCGCUUGCCUCGGAGUGAAAGAAGCAGAGCUGGAAGAAAGAAGAAGAAUCCCUCCUGUGAUAUUCCAAAGGCAGAGGAAGUCAAUCUUCAAUAGCAUCAUUUUGAUUAAGAAUAAUUAAUGAUGAUGUAUGAUAAACAAUUACUGCAUCCUAUACCUUAUGAAUAAUGGAACCCAUAUUAUGAAAUGCACCAACCUAUCAAAAAAGAAGAAGAUUAAGAUCAAGAAAAUAGUUAAUAAAUUCAAUUACAAAUACAUAAUUAGUAAGAUUACGAGGAAUUCGUUAGACUCAAUUAUCAGAAGCAUUAGAUGAAUAUUGAUUACAUAGAAUGCCAUAAUUCUAUUGUCAAUGAAUAUUGAGAGAACUAUGAUUACCAAAAUUGUUAUCUAUAUAUAUAUUUAUUAAUUUAAUUGAUUUG